Molecule: messenger RNA, 813 nt
Organism: Lachancea fermentati
Lineage: Eukaryota; Fungi; Ascomycota; Saccharomycetes; Saccharomycetales; Saccharomycetaceae
Source: the annotation of a GenBank genome assembly
AUGGAAGAUCCCUUUUUGGCAUAUACCCCUUUCAAAAACUGCGAAAACCUUUAUAUCAGGCACCUGCAUGAGAUUGUGGGGUCAUUUGUCUUCUACCAAUUCAUAAUAUUCAGAUGGCUUGCGCCCAAAGCUAAUAAGCUGAUCUUUGGACGCCACUACAGUAGCAUUAAAGAUGAGGAGACGAAAUUGAACUUUGAUAUUCAUGCGGUGUCCAUGGUGCAAAGCGUGGUGAGCUUGGUGCUGACAUGGAAGAUUCUAUUUCUUCCAUUCUCUUUAAAUGUGGCAACUUACCAGGAUCCCUUCACCUCAAUGGUGUCCUCGUUGACUAUCGGAUAUUUUCUGUGGGACUUGUACGUCUGUUUAAAGUACUUCUCCAUGUUCGGUAUCGGCUUCCUCGGACACGCGUGCGGAUCAUUGUACGUCUUCACCAUUUCGCUCAGACCUUUCUGCCAGCCUUGGAUUGGCAAGUUUCUGAUCUUUGAGGCUAGUACUCCGUUUGUGAACAUCAAUUGGUACAUCAGCCAACUUUCCCGCACUUCGUCUAAACCCGUCGUUCCUACCUGGUUUAACAUGGCGAAUGGGCUUCUUUUGAUGCUAGUAUUUUUCCUUGUGCGUAUUGUUUGGGGAUUUGCGGCAAUUGUUAUUCUAUGUUAUCAACUCUGGGUGUGGAGAGCCAUCAUUCCAAACUGGCUGCCAUUCACUCUCGUUCCACUAAACUUUGGAAUGGACGCUCUAAAUGUGUUCUGGCUUUCGAAGAUGGUUAAAAUCGCCAAGAAAAUGGCAAACGGGGGCUCAAAGAGCAAGAAGUUUUGA